This is a messenger RNA of Capronia coronata CBS 617.96, 1182 nucleotides long. RefSeq lists its product as uncharacterized. The coding region runs from base 1 to 1182 and encodes 393 amino acids. NCBI's taxonomy places the organism in Eukaryota, Fungi, Ascomycota, Eurotiomycetes, Chaetothyriales, Herpotrichiellaceae. The record is from RefSeq and is a predicted model, not a curated record. The transcript has a single exon. Gene Ontology annotation, molecular function: FAD binding.
AUGUCUUCCCCUCAUAUCCUCAUCAUCGGAAGUGGCCUCGGUGGUCUCACUCUUGCUCAAGCCCUGAAGAAGAAUGGCGUCCCUUUCACCGUCUUCGAGCGUGAUGCUUCUGCUACUGCCCGCGCUCAAGGCUAUCGAUUCCGCCUGCAUGAGGGAUCCGAGGCACUGCAAUGGUGUCUCCCAGCCGACAUGUUCGGCCUGUUUGAGCGUACCUGCGGUAACACCGAACUCGGCAUCACUAUGAUCGACCCGAUCACCGCCACCGUUACCAAGGAGAUGGACGGUGCCGACCCGUCUCAAAAGAACCGCCCAGGCGGAACCAACGGCCCCGUCGGCAAGGCCUACACCGUCGACCGUACGAUGUUCCGUUCCUUGCUACUCCUGGGUCUGGAAUCAGACGUCCAAUUCAGCAAGCGUUUCACGCACUACACCACCUCCGACGCGGGCGUCACGGCGCACUUCAGCGACAGCACAACCGCCUCGGGAACCUUCCUCGUCGGCGCCGAAGGCGUCCACUCCCCCGUGCGCAAGCAGUUCCUCCCCGACCACAAGCACGUCGACACGGGCGGCCGCUUCGUCUACGGCAAAACGCUCCUAACGCCCGAGCUGCGUGCCCGCUUCCCCGCCGCAGGCAUGAGUCGCAUGACCCUCAUCACCGACAAUACACCCAUGACGCUCUUCCAAGAACCCGUCGUCUUCGCCCACGACGCAUCCGUCGAGUCCCACGGCUUGCUGCACCCGGUCAAAGACUACAUGUACUGGGUGCUGCUCUCGCGGCCCGAAACCUUCGGCCUGCCGGACUCGCAGCUCGUCGGUCUAACGGGCCAGCCCGCUGCCGACCUCACCCUCAAGGUCACGCAGCACUGGGACCCGGCCAUUCGCUCCAUGCUGGAGCUGCAGAGCGUGGAGCAGACGUGCGCGAUGCGCAUCGCGUCCGUCAAGCCGGACCUCCCGGCGUGGACGCCCUCGGCGCAGGUCGCGGUGCUGGGGGAUGCGGUGCACGCGAUGUCGCCGACGGGAGCGCAGGGGGCGAACGUGGCAAUCAAGGAUGCGGCGAGCUUGGCCAAGGUGAUUGUGGCGGGGGUGACGGCGGAGGGGGUGGGGCCAGUUCGAGGCGGAGAUGAGGGCGGCGGCGAGGCCGGCGAUCGAAGGGAGCUUUUUCGGCGGCAAGCGCAUGUAUAA